CAACAGAAGAGGCGGAUAUGAAAACAAUAGAAGGAGCGGAUAUGAAAACAACUGAAGGAGCGGGUAUGGAAACGACACAAAAAGGCGAAGGCACGGAGGUGAAAGAAAAGAAAAAUGUUUUUGCCCUUCCACAAGAAUAUCGUCUUCCAAAAACACUUGUGCCAUCGUCGUACGAGCUCGUCCUCAAGACGUAUUUGCCGUUUUACAAGGGUAUUCCAAAAAAGAAAAUUUUGACAAUUGAUGCUCAAGUGACAAUCAACAUGCUUGUUCGCAAUCCAACAAAUGUCGUAGUCCUUAAUCAAGCUGGGAUUUCCGUAAUAAAAGAAAAUUGCAGUGCG
Molecule: messenger RNA, 338 nt
Organism: Cylicocyclus nassatus
Lineage: Eukaryota; Metazoa; Nematoda; Chromadorea; Rhabditida; Strongylidae
Source: the annotation of a GenBank genome assembly